AUGGGGCGUCUCGUAAAUGGAACUGGUCUCUUAGUUUUGUUAUGGUUAAAUGUUUUUGUGGUGAAUAAUGUGGCUGCAAGAGAGGGUGUGAGUUUUGGCAAAUAUGAAGAGGAGAAGACGUUCUUUAGAGGUGGAAAGGGCUUUGGAGGCGGUCUUGGUGGAGGAUUUGGCAAAGGUGGUGGCUUUUGUGGCGGAAUCGGAAAAGGCUUAGGCUUAGGCGGUGGUUUUGGUAAAGGUGGUGGGUUUGGUGGAGGAAUAGGCAAAGGCGGUGGUUUUGGAAAAGGUGGUGGCUUCGGCUUCGGUGGAGGAAUAGGCAAAGGUGGUGGUUUUGGCGACGGCUUUGGAAAAGGUGGUGGCUUCGGUGGAGGAAUAGGCAAAGGCGGUGGUUUUGGAGAUGGUUUUGGAAAAGGCGGUGGCUUCGGUGGAGGAAUAGGCAAAGGCUUAGGAGGCGGAUUCGGAAAAGGCUUUGGCAUUGACGGUGGCAACAACUGA
Thlaspi arvense is the source of this 492-nucleotide messenger RNA. The record is from the annotation of a GenBank genome assembly. NCBI's taxonomy places the organism in Eukaryota, Viridiplantae, Streptophyta, Magnoliopsida, Brassicales, Brassicaceae.